This is a messenger RNA of Callorhinchus milii (elephant shark), 455 nucleotides long. Its product is annotated as regenerating islet-derived protein 4-like. NCBI's taxonomy places the organism in Eukaryota, Metazoa, Chordata, Chondrichthyes, Chimaeriformes, Callorhinchidae. The record is from RefSeq and is a predicted model, not a curated record. The transcript is spliced from 4 exons. Bases 1 to 339 code for a protein of 112 amino acids.
AUGCUCACCACACUGGCUAUCUGUGAAAAAUCAGGACUAAAUCAUCACCUUGCCUCCAUCCACUUUGGUCAUCAAAAUGAUAUCAUUCAAAAAUUUGUGAAGAAACAUUCUAAAAGAAACCGUUCCACGUGGAUUGGAUUGCAUCAAUUUCUGCAGAAUCAAGUCUUUUCCUGGACUGAUGGAUCGAUAUUUGGAUUUUCAAAAUGGCGCACGAUGCCAGGUUACAAUUUAAAAGUGAAUGUUCGCUGUGUGCAAAUGGACAAAAAUUCCAAUUUCUGGAGUAUCACAAAUUGCAACGAAAAUCUACCCUUUAUUUGUGGUUACAAAAUCGAUGAAUGAUUUUGAUGAAGGAAUUGAAUUCUCUGUAUUCAUUUGCUUCAUAGCUGCAGUCACUGUGAGUAUGGUGAUUGUAUUGAGUUAUACACCAGCAAAGAAUAAAAAUGCUUGCUUGCAAA